This is a messenger RNA of Penicillium antarcticum, 3159 nucleotides long. Its product is annotated as putative importin 11. Gene Ontology annotation, biological process: protein import into nucleus. NCBI's taxonomy places the organism in Eukaryota, Fungi, Ascomycota, Eurotiomycetes, Eurotiales, Aspergillaceae. The record is from RefSeq and is a predicted model, not a curated record. Gene Ontology annotation, molecular function: small GTPase binding. The transcript is spliced from 7 exons. Bases 1 to 3159 code for a protein of 1052 amino acids. Gene Ontology annotation, cellular component: nuclear envelope; cytosol.
AUGGCGUUCGCCAUUGAGGUCGAGGGUGAGGCCAACCCAUUGAGCGCCCAUAAUGUGUUGAAUGCCCUGGUACUCGCGGCAAGCUCUACACAGCAUCAGGUUCAAACGGGCACUCAGCAGCUCCAGAACUGGGAAAAACAGGGCAUGUACUAUACAUUUCUACAGGAUGUUUUCCUUGACCAUUCCGUCCCCAAUGAAGUCCGCUAUCUCGCAAUUAUUCAGCUGAAAAAUGGCAUCGACAAAUAUUGGCGCAAAACAGCAGCAAAUGCGAUCAAAAAGGAAGAAAAAGAACAGAUCAAGACCAGAGCCCUCGAGGCAGGUAUCGUUGAGCCUGCCCCUCUGUUGGCCCUUCAUAAUUCAUUGAUGAUUGCCAAGAUCAUGCGUUAUGAGUUCCCGCAGGAUUGGCCAGAUGCUAUGUCGUCCGUCAUCUCUUUCCUCCGAUCCUCUACCCAACCUGGUGCAAACCCACUCCAACUCUCCAGAACUCUCCUCAUCCUAUUGCAAAUCAUCAAGGAAUUGUCCACGGCCCGAAUUCAGCGAACACGCCACAAUCUUCAGUCUGUCUCUCCUGAGAUCUUCCAAUUACUUGGGGGAAUCUAUGUGGACAAGCUUAGCAGAUGGGUUGCAAUACUGGAGCAGGGUGGCGCCGGCGAAGAGGAGUUAUUGGAGACGCUCGAUCAGAGCAUGGUGUCUCUCAAGGUUCUUCGACGAUUGAUAAUUGCUGGAUUUGAACACCCGAGCCGGAAUCAGGAAGUACAGAGUUUCUGGGUUCUGACCCAUUCUCACUUCAGCAAGUUCCUCUCGUCUGUGGAUGGGUCUGCCAACCUCCCCGAACCAGUUCACAGGGCCAUUGAAAAACACUUGCUGCAGAUGUCCAAACUGCAUGUUGAGAUGGCCAAGACACACCCUGCAUCUUUCGCCUUGCUGCCAGACAGUAUUUCUCUUGUCCAGUCGUACUGGUCAUUGGUCGUGAAGCUCGGAGGAAAAUAUGAUAGCCUUGGCACAGGCGAUGAAGCCGAAGGGAAAACUUUGGCUGAGAAGACUGGUCUCCGAGCUCUGCUCUUGAUCCGUGCAUGCGCGAAAAUGGCCUUCAACCCUGCCCAGACAUUCAAAUACCAGACGCCACAAGAUAAGGAAGAGCGGAAACAAUCUGUUGAGCUCAUCAAGUCACAGCUCUUCACCGAGGAUUUUGUCGUCAAUGUCAUGGAGCUACUGGUCACACAAUUCUUCAGGUUCCGCAACAUCGAUUUCCAAGAAUGGGCAGAAGAGCCAGAAGACUGGGAGAAGCGAGAGGAAGAGAACGCCGAUGCAUGGGAGUUCUCCAUCCGCUCUUGCUCCGAGAGGCUCUUCCUUGAUCUUGUCAUUCACUUCAAAGACCUACUCAUUCCCCGGCUCUUGAAUGUGUUCUAUUCCUUUGCGAACACCGAGAAUCACAAUGUGCUACUGAAGGACUCACUGUAUUCCGCUAUUGGCUUGGCGGCUGCCAGCCUGGAACAGCAUCUGGAUUUCAAUGCAUUCCUGGAGCAUACUAUGGUUCCCGAGGUUCAAUCCCAAGAACAAGAGUAUAGGCUUCUGCGAAGGAGAAUUGCGUUGGUCCUGGGCCAGUGGGUCCCAGUUAAGCCGGGUGAACUCAACAGAAACGCCAUUUACCAGAUCUUCCAACACUUGCUUAACAGUCAAGAUCCCUUGAAUGAUCUUGUCGUUCGUAUCACAGCCGGUCGACAGCUCCGCAACGUUCUCGAUCCAUACGAGUUCUCCGCAGAAGGAUUUAUGCCAUUUGCACCUCCAAUUUUAGCAAGUCUCAUGUCUCUCGUUCAAGAAGUUGAAUCAUCGGAGACGAAGAUGGGACUUUUGGAGACGGUUCGCGUAGCCGUUGUGAAGAUGGAAGAUAAUAUCACACCCUUCUCCGACCAGAUUCUGUCCUUGCUUCCUCCUCUAUGGGAAAGUUCUGGGGAUGAGCACCUGAUGAAACAGGCCAUUCUGACCCUGCUUUCAUCUUUGAUCCAAUCUUUGAAGCAAGAGUCUGUGAGGUACCACUCGUUGAUUCUCCCACUUAUCCAAAGCUCAGUAGAACCUGGCUCGGAAACGAUCAUCUACCUUCUUGAUGAGGCAUUGGAGCUGUGGGCUGCUAUCAUCCAGUCUACACCAUCUUCCGCCUCACCGGAAAUUCUCUCACUCCUCCCAUCUCUAUUCCCCAUCAUUGAAGAAGCUACCGAUAGCACUCCCCAGGCUCUGCAAAUCGUUGAAUCCUAUAUCUUUCUCGCCCCACAAGAAGUCUUGAGCGACCGGUUCCGCCACCCAUUACUGGUGGCACUCGAGGCUGUACUCAAGACAACAACCAAGCAACGCCUCGGUGUUAUUCCCCGGAUAGUUGAGCUGAUGAUCCGUGCUGCUGAAACUGUUGACGGCGGCAGUGAAGCCACAUACAGCGUGGUCUCUCGCUCUCUCUUGGAUACUUCAUUCCUUUCAUCCCUUCUAGAGGGUCUGUACUCUGCCUUUGAAGUCAGCCAAACCUCCGGCCCCAACAGAAAGACCUCGCCAGUGUAUGGUGCCGUGGAAACCGAUUACUAUUCGGUGUUAGCGCGCAUUGCGCUAGCAAACCCAACCAUCUUCGCUUCAUCGGUCGCUACCGCGACCCACUCUUCUGAGGAACAGUCCCUCACUUGGAUCCUCACAGAAUGGUUUUCGCACUACGAUAACAUCGGCAGCGUGAACCAGAAGAAGCUCCAUGCUCUUGGUCUCACCCAACUACUGGCCCUUCAAGGAGUCCAGACCGAUGCUUCUCAACCCGCUCCUCCCCCUGCCUACAUCCUUUCCCAUCUCCAGUCAUACCUGAGCAUGUGGACCGACCUCAUCACCGAGUUGGCAGAUGGCGGCACAGACCCCAAUGCCGACUAUCUUGUAUACUGGAACGCACCAGCUGGAUCCGAGACAGCAGUUGCCGAAAAUACAGAAGGAGCCGAACAGCCCGAGUCGAUCCGUCGCCGCGAAUGGCAGUCUGGUGAUGUCAUCCACCGCUUCACCAUCCGUGACUUUGUCCGCCAUCGUCUGCAGGAAGUUAUUGGUGCCUGCGGUGGCGCCCAGCGAUUCCAAGAGGAGUGGUUGGUGAACGUCGAUACCGAAGUGGUCACGGCCUUUGGAGCCUUGGGACUACUUUGA